UGGACAACUUUAGCAUCGCGUGAGAUCGCAAGGAACAAUAUCUCGUCCACGGAUCGUCUGCAAUUCUUACUCCUCUUUGACGCCUGACGAUUGUCUUGACUGUCAAUUCCAGCACCCACUAUGACGACCUAUAUCCCGAGUUUGACCUUGCCGAGCUUUCUCUUCAGCAACCCAGCUGCAGCGAUAUUGCUUCCUGUAGUCUGCGGUACCGCCGUCGGAUUUUCCAUCAGCCCCAGCGAUACACAGCGUCAAUACCGUACACUCAAGCAGCCGCCGCUCCAUCCUCCUGGGUACGUCUUUGGCCCGGUAUGGACUGUCCUGUAUACUACCAUGGGAUACACCGCCUACCGAGCAUGGACCACUGGCACAACCUCCUUUAACCCUGAGACGGUCGCUCUGGCUAAGCAGGGCGCUACUCUGUACUCCCUCCAGCUUGCCCUGAACCUCAUCUGGACUCCGUUGUACUUCUCGCUCCAUCAGCCCAUCGCCGCAACAGUCGACAUUCUUGCGCUUGGCGGUACUGUGGGCUAUCUAGCCUACAUCUGGGGCCAAGUUGACCCGGUGUGCGGUUGGCUGUUGGCUCCUUAUCUGGGCUGGCUCAGCUUUGCUACGUACCUAUGCGUCGGAAGCGGCGUCUUGAACAACUGGGACUUCAAGCAGUCACUGUCGAAGAAGGAAUAAACUACUCUUUAAAGAUUCAAUGGUGGGUUAAGUUAAUCAGCAACAUGCCUGGAUUAACGAUUUGGUACUCGUCCAUAUUUAGUGUAUUUAUAUUAUGGAAGUUGCAAUGAGAGUAGCCUGAAUGCGAGUUCUUUUGGGU
This is a messenger RNA of Paraphaeosphaeria sporulosa, 820 nucleotides long. Its product is annotated as TspO/MBR-related protein. The record is from RefSeq and is a predicted model, not a curated record. Lineage: Eukaryota; Fungi; Ascomycota; Dothideomycetes; Pleosporales; Didymosphaeriaceae. Gene Ontology annotation, cellular component: mitochondrial outer membrane. The coding region runs from base 121 to 681 and encodes 186 amino acids. The transcript has 3 exons.